Messenger RNA from Hyla sarda, 3782 nucleotides. RefSeq names its product tetratricopeptide repeat domain 34 (gene TTC34). Gene Ontology annotation, molecular function: protein binding. The record is from RefSeq and is a predicted model, not a curated record. The transcript has 8 exons. The coding region runs from base 229 to 3426 and encodes 1065 amino acids. NCBI's taxonomy places the organism in Eukaryota, Metazoa, Chordata, Amphibia, Anura, Hylidae.
UGGCGCCUGAAACCUCCAGGAUGAGGAUCACCUACCUGACCUAUUAUAUCUCCUACAAGAUCCUGCACUAUAGACUCCAGUGAUCGCAGACGGAUCAGCACUACAACUACCAGCAUCCUGCAAGUCCUGAUAUCAGCUCCAGGGGGGUCCAGGAACUGCAUAAUUAGGUUUAAUGUCAGACGAUGAAGCCAUGUUUCAAGACAUUUGCUUAGCCACCAAGGAAUAAAGAUGUCCGGUCAAGACGUCCCCAGUCGACUGUGCCGUGAAGCCCACCAGCAUCUUCUGAAUGAUGAACAUUUCUUGGCAUCAGCGUUCUAUAUGGCGGCUUUUAGCUGUAAUGCGCCCAUUGCCCUUCAGAGAGUAAAAUCUCUAGACGAUGGGCAGUACCGUUCUGUAACUACAACUCUAGAGAAAUGGUGCCUAGGAGAAAGCCAGAUACCAAAAAUCAAAUGUGACGGCAUGGCCAUCGUCUCGCUGAACCCAGGGAUAGCAGCCGUCUUCCUCUCUACGCUCUAUCCUAAUAACUUUCCUGCUUCCUUGUUCAAGAUGCGCACAUUCCUAAAAAGUGGGCGCUAUGAAGACGUGGUGAUGAGAUGUAAUGCCUUACUGAACACACACCCACAGCACUCGUUAGAACUUCAGUUGACCAGAGGUCUUGCCUGGAUCCUGUCUCAAACUCAUUCCAGAAAUGGGGUUAUUGAUUAUGUCCAAGUUUUUACAAAGUACAAGGAGGAAGCGAAGCAAUACAUCUGUACUAAGCAAAGAGACCACCUGCCCCAGGUCAUAAAUGCCUUCCAUAGCUACAUCUCGUCUUACGAGAACAAUAACAUGGAAGGCAAUGGAAAUGUCUUCCUUCAUGACUGUUAUAACUUUCUUGUUGCCUUGGCUCCCGAUGACCUUCAGAUAUGUAAAUCCCAAGCUGCUCAUCUCUUUGAGGAAUGUAAGUUUGAGGAGUGUAUAGCUGUAUAUUCAAGGGCCAUUGAGGCCUUGUCGUUGGAGACUAAACUUAAGGAGGAGAAGAUUUCUUUGUUAUUGGUGGACCGUGCAGCGGCCUACUACUCUUUAGGCUGCCGGACCAAAGAAAUGGUGCAGGACUUAGCUGAGGCCUUCAGAAUCAGCCCUGGCCAUGCCAGGAGACGGUUCAUGGACAUCUUCUCCAGUGCAGACAUGGCUAGAGUAAUGGAACGUUCCAAGACCUGCAUCGAAACAGAGUUUGGAGACUUCAGGGAAGCCAUACGAGCUCGGACGGAGUUGAGGACUGACACCGGUACGGAACUUCUCUUACCAAUCAUACAGGCUCUGGAGUUUUUAAUCCAAUGCUCUACAGAAAGUAGACGGGAGAUGAACGUGUGUCUUGCAGACUGCAAACUCCUUACUAGAGACUUCCGCACCUGUCUCGAUAUUUGCAACCAGUUGAUCAACUCGGAGACAAAGACUUAUCAAAACACGUUAUACGUCUUAAGAGGCUUUUGUCACUUUCACAGUAAUGAACAUCAGCCGGCCCUAAAAGACUUUCAGAAGAUUAUAGAGGACGAGAUGCCGCAUCCUUCUAGUUGUGUGAGGGCCCUCUGUGGGAGAGGACUUAUCCGGAUGGUACGUGGAAGCACCUAUCUGACCGCCCUGGACUAUGUUACUGCCUGUAAGCUCAAGCUUGAUGAAACGUUACUGACAAUAAAAACCUAUGUGCCCUGGAACCAAAGAGGCCUUCUAUACAAGGUCCUACAGGAGGAAGGUGAGAAGAUGCUGCACAUGAAGCCCAGUACCAAAGAACAUGGAUCAUCAAACAAAACUAAUACUGAGGAGCAUGACGAAGACUCCUCCGAAGAAUGUGAUGUGUCAGGGGUGCACCAGCUGGCCAGUCUCCUGAUGAUGCUGGACCCCACCGACGACGUGUGCCGGAUACUGUGUACCGAUGCCCUCUACCGAAUGGACCGGAUCGAAGAAGCUCACAAGAUGCUUUCCUUGGCCCUUAGCAGCAGUUCCCAGAGGUCCCCAGUCCUGGCCAGGUUGGCAUUGUUGCAGUUCAAGAAAGGAUUUAUCUACGACGGGAACCAGCUCAUAAAGAAAGUUAUCCAGUUGGGUGACACCUCCUGCCUCCUCCCCAUCAUGGAUAUCUUCAAGGAAGACGACCGUAAAUUGAUGCAGAAUCACUGUCAUUCUAAGGCUAUGGCGAUUCUGCGCAGCAGACAAGGGGAGGCGUAUCUGAAGGAAGCCGUCGCCUACCUGUCCUUCGCUAUUAUUGCGUCAGGAGGACACGCCAGGGACUCUUUAUUGGCCAGAGCCAGAUGUUACGGGCAGCUGGGACAAGAGAAAACGGCAAUAUAUGACCUCAACGCUGUUCUGAAGGAGGAACCUGGCAGCGUGGAGGCGCUAUGUGGAAAGAGCCUAGUAUACUCAACCCUUAACCAGCAAAAGGAGGCGAUGUGUGACAUGGUGCUGGCCCUCCGAGCGGACGCCGGCUACGUCGUCCAGGAGAUCCGCUCUUUAAAGCCGGAGGCUCGGAUACAGGUAGUGGAUUGGCUACACGACUACUGCCGCGCCGGUCUGGCCCAACUACUCAGCGCCAGUAAGAGCCUGCACAGUGACCCCUCGUUUAAGGACCUGGACAUCAUCGCAGGAUCGCUGUGGGAAAUAGACAAAAUUCAAGGAAAAAUCCACCUACUGUACACAGACCUCCUCAUAGCCAAAGAGAGAUACGAAGAAGCUUUCACGCACCUAAAGAAGUCUUUCACCAAUGGCGCCAUAGAUGAAUCCGCUAAAGCCAGGUAUGGGAUCCUCCACGUCAAGUGCCGCAACGUUCUGGCCGCAACUCAGGAACUCUCCACCUUGGCUGCUCGAAACCCUGGCGAACUGGAAAUUCUGGUGAAGUUUUUGGAUAAAAGAGAACGACAAAGCCUCUCCCAGGUGGCUGGACAAGAAGGGAUGGGCUGCACCCAGGAGAAGGACCAUGACAAGGCUCUGAAUUACUUCACCCUGGGCGUUAUAGCCAGUAAUAACAACCCCAAGUACCUCCGCCAGCGUGCCACCUGCCUCCUCCAUAUGGGGGACCACCAGGGGGCAGUCACAGACAUGGACAAGACCAUCCAAAGGCACAGCGCCAGUGACCUGCAGACCCAGGUGGAGGACUUCUGCUGUAAGGGGCUCCUCCUGCUCCUCCAGGGAGAGGAUGAAGUCGCCUGCCGGAUCUACAUGAAGGCUCUCGGCCUGGACAGCUCCUUCGCCUUGUCAGCGAUUGGCAAUAAUCCAGGAAAGCAGCGACUGGCAGAAAUAUUCUGCCGCGUCUCACAGAAAUGUCACGAGGAGAAGCUGCUGGAGGAGUCCUGGAAAAUGACCGAGUGUGGACUACUGAUCGACGAGACCAACCAGGAGAUGAGGAAACUGCGAGCCAAGAUCAAAAGAGAAGCGUCAGGAUGUAUUGUCCAUUAAUGGGAGGAAAACUCUAUGGAAGAAUUCAUCAGUCAUACCCAUAGGGGGCAGUAGUGAACACAGGGGGAGGAAAGAUAUCAGCAUUGUUGGUGCAAACAAUGGGGUAUAAUGCAGGAUAUAACUCAGGAUCAGUACAGGAUAAGUAAUGUAAUGUAUGUACACAGUGAUCUCACCAGCAGAAUAGUGAGUACAGCUCUGGAGUAUAAUACAGGAUAUAACUCAGGAUCAGUACAGGAUAAGUAAUGUAAUGUAUGUACACAGUGACCUCACCAGCAGAAUAGUGAGUACAGCUCUGGAGUAUAAUACAGGAUAUAACUCAGGAUCAGUACAGGAUAAGUAAUGUAAUGUAUGUACAC